AUGGAUUCUCUGUCGUCGGUAUCGCCGUCAAUCGUGCUCCCACUCCGCUGCCACCACCACCACCACCACCACUACCACCACCGGCGGCGGCUAACGGACGUCUCCGCCACAUGCGGCAAUUCAAUCGAUCGAUUACGUAUUUCGGAUCGAUUUUGUAGGGGAUAUCCGAUUUCUAGGGUUCGCUGUAAAUUGGGCGGGGAAAAUGAUCGGCAAGGCGAGAACGAUCGGAGGGACGAGGAGCUGGACAGGGCCUUGCGGAUGGACGGUGCGAUCCCCGGGACCUCCGACGCGUUCGUGAAGCAGGUGUCCUCACGCGCCUACGAUAUGCGCAGGCACCUCCAACAGAGUUUUGAUAGCAGCAGCUAUGAUGUACUUGAGGCAAAUCCUUGGCGCGAGUCUUCGAAAUCCGUUUAUGUGCUGACUCACCAGGAAAACCAGCUGUGUACAAUGAAAACACGUAGAAACCGCAGUGGUACUCACACAUGUAGUGAAGUUGAACGGGAGCUCGGACUUCUGUUUUCUAAAGGUGGGAUGAGGAGAAACCAGUCGAAACAGUCACGAACAGACAACCAAUUCCAGAUGCUCGUUGAGGAUGUCCGAGAGGGUGUACUCGUAUUCGAAGAUCAAAACGACGCUGCAAGGUACUGUGACUUGCUCCAAGGAGGCGGAGGACCAGGUUGUGAAGGUGUUGCCGAGAUAGAAGCCUCAUCAGUCUUUGACCUGUGCCAGAAGAACAGGGCACUUGCUGUUUUGUUUCGUAGGGGGCGAACACCACCUCUACCAGAGAGCCUCAAGCUCGACCUUGGGGCACGAAAACGGUCCCUUGAAGACCAAGAGGACUCAAUUUGAAUAAGACGAGACUUUGGAUACUGUACUGUAAUUUCUGAUAUUUUUUCUUUUUUUUUUUCGUGACAGAAUUUAGGCAUAAUUACAAAAAUGGCAUAAUGUAUAAAAUUACAUGAUGAACUAGUUUGUUCUGUUUGCUGUUCUAUUAGAUUACAUUCCUACUGCAUAUGUCAACUGUUGCCUGAAGAUGAAUAAAUUAUUAAUGUGGAAUUCUAAUAUAAGGUUAA
This is a messenger RNA of Striga asiatica, 1073 nucleotides long. The record is from the annotation of a GenBank genome assembly. Lineage: Eukaryota; Viridiplantae; Streptophyta; Magnoliopsida; Lamiales; Orobanchaceae.